Molecule: messenger RNA, 1773 nt
Organism: Antrostomus carolinensis (chuck-will's-widow)
Lineage: Eukaryota; Metazoa; Chordata; Aves; Caprimulgiformes; Caprimulgidae
Gene: METAP2
Product: methionyl aminopeptidase 2
Exons: 11
Coding region: 58-1317 (419 amino acids)
Biological process (GO): proteolysis
Cellular component (GO): cytoplasm
Molecular function (GO): metalloaminopeptidase activity
Source: RefSeq, a predicted model, not a curated record
AAAAAAAAAGAAGAAGGCAGCAUGUGCUCUGGUAUCUGACAAGAAACAGAUAAAGAAAUGGAAGGUGCUCUUGAUGAUGUAGCAAAACAAUUGGAUAAGCAAGCACUGGAGGAGAAAGACAAAGAUGAUGAUGAUGAAGAUGGAGAGGGCGAAGGAGAUGGAGCAACAGGGAAAAAGAAGAAGAAGAAGAAAAAGAAGAAAGGACCUAAGGUCCAGACAGAUCCACCUUCUAUUCCAAUAUGUGAGCUAUUUCCCAGCAACGUAUUCCCGAAAGGAGAAGAAUGUGAAUACCCACCAACACAAGAUGGGCGAACUGCUGCUUGGAGAACAACUAGUGAAGAAAAGAAAGCACUAGACCAAGCCAGUGAGGAAAUCUGGAAUGAUUUUCGAGAGGCUGCAGAGGCACACAGACAAGUGAGGAAAUACGUUAUGAGCUGGAUAAAACCUGGAAUGACAAUGAUAGAAAUCUGUGAAAAACUAGAAGACUGCUCACGUAAGCUGAUAAAGGAAAAUGGUUUAAAUGCGGGUCUUGCAUUUCCUACUGGGUGCUCUCUGAAUAAUUGUGCCGCCCACUACACUCCCAAUGCUGGCGACCCAACAGUCCUGCAGUACGAUGAUAUUUGCAAAAUAGAUUUUGGGACACAUAUUAGUGGUCGUAUUAUUGACUGUGCUUUUACAGUCACGUUCAAUCCAAAAUAUGACAGAUUAUUACAAGCUGUAAAGGAUGCCACGAAUACUGGAAUAAAGUGUGCUGGAAUAGAUGUACGUCUCUGUGAUGUAGGGGAGGCCAUACAAGAAGUUAUGGAGUCUUAUGAGGUUGAAAUUGAUGGCAAAACAUACCAAGUGAAACCAAUUCGCAAUUUGAAUGGACACUCGAUUGGGCCAUAUAGGAUACAUGCUGGAAAAACGGUGCCCAUUGUGAAAGGAGGAGAAGCCACAAGAAUGGAGGAAGGUGAAGUUUAUGCUAUAGAAACCUUCGGGAGCACGGGAAAAGGCGUUGUUCAUGACGAUAUGGAGUGUUCUCAUUACAUGAAGAACUUUGAUGUUGGGCAUGUGCCAAUAAGGCUUCCAAGAGCAAAACACUUGCUAAAUGUUAUCAAUGAAAACUUUGGUACUCUUGCCUUCUGCCGCAGAUGGCUGGAUCGCCUGGGAGAGAGUAAAUACCUAAUGGCGUUGAAGAACCUGUGCGACUUGGGUAUAGUGGAUCCGUAUCCGCCCUUGUGCGACAUUAAAGGCUCCUACACAGCACAGUUUGAGCACACUAUACUGCUGCGCCCAACGUGCAAGGAGGUCGUCAGCAGAGGAGAUGACUACUAAACUCAAAGCCACCUCAGCACCUUUAUACUCUAGGCUUUGUUGGAACAUACUAUACCAGAAAUAAUUUGCAACAUAUUGUCUGUUUUAACAGUGGACUGAUGUAUUACUUUCCAUAUUUGGAAAGGAAGGAAUUUAAUCAAAGGCAAGUCUUCUAAUGUAACUAACCAAGGAAAAAGCUUUCAGGCCUUUAGAAGUAUUUCAAAAGUUACUUAAUUUUUUUCUGUUCAGGGAAAUAUGUGCUAUGAAGCUCAGUUUUUAGUUUGGAAUGAGUUAUACAUUUUGGUUUGAACAUUUAUGAUAAAAGAUGCUUUUCAAAUAUUUAUAUUACCAUAUUCCUACUUGAAUGCUUUGAAUGACUACACCUGAUUUCUGCGCCCAAGUCCUCUAUGAUAUUGCCUUUUAAACUUCCUGGAAUCCAUUUUGUAAAAAAUAAAGACAAAUUUUCAGAUCUAAAAA